AGAGCGCCGAGAGAUCUGCAAAGGUAUCCGAGAAAGCCGAGCCUUUGAAUGCUUUCGAGUUAAAUCAGCUGAUUAUAUCCUCAGUGGCGUCGGUUUAAUCCGUCUCCGUUUCAUUUGCAUCUUGCGCUGGUGAGCGCGCAUAAAGCGUACGUGAUCGUGAUAAAAGUCAGUGUCAUUAACGUGACGCCGUUAACACGUCCCAGAAGACAUCCGAUAAUAUCUAGUACGUGUCGCAUUUGUCUUAUUAAUGCAACGCGAGUCAACCAUCGCGCACUUAUCAGUCAUGUGUCGGACACAAAAAUCCCGCUCGGGACGUCCCGCAUUUUUUGCACUUACUUAGGAUUCCCUCGACUAGCGCGAACUCAAUCUUACGACCAGUGGCCCCGACAUCGAUCUCUCGGCUCGUUGCUGAUCCCCCGCGCAUCGCCCGCAUUAAUCGCGCGCGUCGUCGGCAUAUAUUACGAGGAAGAAAUUUGCACACUCGUGUAGUUUCCCUUUUGUAGACAAACGUCGUUCGUUGCUCAAGAUAGUCAGUUACGAAAGCGCUAUAUUUGCGUACGCAUUUGCGGCGUUAACUUAUACAGACGAGCACGGAAUAAUAAUAUAUAUAUAAAAUUAAUAUCAAAUUCUUUAAACCGCGGAUUGAGAAGAAAUAUAUUAGUAAUUAAAGAAGAAACAACAAGUUGGAACAAGUGGAUCGAAGGAGCAAUAGGUUCGCCUUCGUAACCUCGUUCGGCAAACUGCCUAUUUUCUGCUUUUCGCGCACACAGAUUGAUUUUGGUUUCUCUCUUUUUUAACCUUUGAAACCAUUCAAUUUUAAAGCUUGCCUUAAAAAUCAAUCCAUUUUCUUCGAGUAGCUGUAGAACUCAAUAUUGGUAAGAGGUAAACUAAGGUACCUUAUCACGUAACACUCGUUAUGUUCCCAUUUGAGCACAACCCGACACUGUAAGUAUUUUUACAUGUCAUGGGAAUACGGUCAUUAACUUUUAUAGCACCAUAAUAUGUGUCAUAAGAAUUAUAGUCCAAGUAAAAUGCAACAAGGAAAAAAAGAUACAAUAACGGAAAGACAGCGUUUUGCUAGUACUGCAUCACGUGUUAAGACAAUGGCGAAUAAAAACAAUGUCGAGCUCGCGCUUCAAUCGACAGAAUCGUCAAGAGUUCCACGUAACGAUUCUGCUAAAAGUAUCGUAAGCGCCGAAAACAGAAGGCCAAAAUGCAACGCUCAACAUGUAUUUAUCUUUGCGAUGGACGCGAUUAACCAUGCACUGAUCAUUGCAGUAACGGUAUACCUUGUAUAUUACUCGGCGAAGGAACAUUAUGUAACAAAUAUACACGUAAUCCUCUGCACUUUCGGGUACGUUCUGCUGAUGUCGGAGGCCAUUGUUGUCUUGACGGGUGAUAAUUUUCUGACUAAUUCUCUCUCGCGUCGCGCCAACAAACAUCUCCAUUGGAUUCUGCAAGCCAUUGGACUGAUUUUCAAUUUGGUUGGCGUAGGCCUGAUGUACAACGCCAAAACAGCACACUUCCUUUCGAUCCAUGGUAUCACGGGCUUCACCUCGCUGGUAAUCGUGUGCACGGUAACGAUCUUUGGAUAUCCGGUGUGGAUCGCGUGGAAACUACGUAAGUUCGUGCGGCCAGUGGUUAUCAAGUUCCUUCACAAUUUUCUGGGCACUGCUGGCUUUGUCAUUGGUAUGGUAUCGCAGUGUUACGGUUACAAAAAGAAAUGGAUAUACCAGACAACGGGACAGGAGUACGCCAACGAUGUACUACUUAUUCUUACGGCGUUGAUCACGAUACUAUCUCUGAGAGGCGCACUCGUUUCUCUCAUCAGGCAAGCUGUCGGUUCUCUAAGAUUACUUUGUCCUUCUGUCUCGUAGAAAAAUGUUGGUGCCAAAUCCAUUGUUUAAGAAAAUAAUAAUUGCCAAUCUUGUUUUAUUUAUUUUUUUUUUACGGUUGGAAUGAUGUAAAUGUAAAAAAAAAUGUAAAUUUAUUGUAAAUAUAAUAAUAAUAAUAAAUAUAAUGUAAAUA
Molecule: messenger RNA, 2028 nt
Organism: Formica exsecta
Lineage: Eukaryota; Metazoa; Arthropoda; Insecta; Hymenoptera; Formicidae
Product: cytochrome b561 domain-containing protein 2-like
Exons: 5
Coding region: 1002-1877 (291 amino acids)
Molecular function (GO): transmembrane monodehydroascorbate reductase activity
Source: RefSeq, a predicted model, not a curated record